Harpegnathos saltator (Jerdon's jumping ant) is the source of this 1870-nucleotide messenger RNA. Its product is annotated as tetraspanin-33. The transcript has 6 exons. Gene Ontology annotation, cellular component: plasma membrane. Lineage: Eukaryota; Metazoa; Arthropoda; Insecta; Hymenoptera; Formicidae. The coding region runs from base 459 to 1295 and encodes 278 amino acids. The record is from RefSeq and is a predicted model, not a curated record.
UACAGAAUCGCACCACAGGCUUUCCUUCUUCUAAAGAGUUUUAUACGCAAGGUUGGCUGCGUCAUUUAAACUACUAUAUUAACUUGAAGUGGACAGAGAGAUUGAAAUCUCGGGCCCAAAGUUGGAAAAAGAAGAAGACACAAACCUCGUUACCGAGCGACAUCGACAUAGUUAACGUCUAUUUUCUCAGGGGGCGCGUCGAAUUCAUAAAAAUUUCUGAACCUUUGCUGAUGGCAGCUCUCAGGUUUCUCUCUGGUGAAAUAGUGUGACAGCUGAUUGUGAGAUCCGCGUAAUGAAAUGGAACGAAAAGGGAACAUUGCAACGUAAAAUUGUAAUGGCGAAAUUGUAAUGUGAACGAAAGUUGUCAAGGUUGCUCGGACAGCAUUUAUUAGUAGACACAACUAUUGUUUAAUAUCAUAAUAAUUCUCAAAAGCUCGACAAGUCUCCACUACAGCAUAAUGAUGCAUAAUCGCAGGCGAAGCAACAACUUUACAUAUGUUAGUUCUUGCGUAAAAUACAUGAUUUUUAUGCUAAAUUUCGUCUUCUGGUUAUUUGGAGGAUUGUUAAUUGGUGUAGGCCUCUAUGCAUUUGUGGAUAAGUGGCAAGCAACUGGAUCGGUCAGGGUGGAGAAUGUUUAUGAUGUAGUCCUAAAUAUUUCUUUAGUGAUGCUGAUAGCUGGUGGAGUAGUCUUUGUUGUUAGUUUCGCAGGAUGUGUGGGAGCACUUCGUGAGAAUACAUGUCUUCUUAAAUUUUAUUCAUUGUGUCUUCUAGUAUUUUUCCUCUUGGAAAUGGGUGUGGCAGUAGUCGGUUUUGUUUUUCCACAUACAUUGCAAUCUCUUUUGGAAGAAUCAUUUACUGAUAAAAUAAUUCAAACAUAUAGAGAAGAUCCAGAUUUACAAAAUUUCAUUGAUUUUGGACAACAAGAAUUUAGAUGUUGUGGCUUAAGUCAAGAAGGAUAUCUAGAUUGGGGAAAGAAUGAAUAUUUUAAUUGUACUAGCCCUAGUGUAGAACGUUGUGGAGUACCAUUCUCUUGUUGCAUAAAUGCUACUGAUAUAUCUAGUGGGCUUGUGAACAUAAUGUGUGGCUAUAAAGUCCAGAUGUUACCAGUAUCAGAAGCAAGCAAAAAGGUCUGGACUAGUGGAUGUAUUGAGAUCGUACGCAGUUGGGCAGAACGUAAUCUCUAUACAAUAGCUGGUAUCGCUCUGGGUAUUGCACUCAGUCAGCUUUUUGUGAUCUAUCUUGCAAAAACACUGGAAGGGCAGAUCGAGUUGCAAAAGUCACGUUGGCAUUCCUGAGCUUGACUUCAGGCCACCUACCGUUAUCAGAUACACUCUUUGGUUAACAGGCAGGUGGUCAGUGGCCGAUCGCGCAACCAAGACACAGAGACAAAUAUAAAUGCACGAAUGGCAUUACUUGUCAUCUUUGCGAUCUCUUUAUAUAUACUAUGCAUUUUGUCUCUUAUUAAGCUCGUUCUUUAUUUUAAGAAUUAUUUUCACUUGUAUGUAAACAAGGGAUAAAUACGUCGAUUAGCUUUUAUUCCUUAAAAUAUUAGUGGAUAAUAUAUUUGCAAUUAAGCAUUGAUAAAAAUUUAUUUACGAAGGGAUCGUUUAUGCGAGAUUGAUGAUUCAGAGGUACUAUUGAAAAUGAAAAUGAGAGAAUUUUACUAUGAAACUCUGUAAUAUAUGCUUUGUUGAGCAUACAAUUGUGUUAUGUUAUGCAAUGUAGAACUUAUAAACGAGUACGUAUAAGUACCUAUAUUUCUCAUAAAAUAUUUGACUUUCUCAUUAUUGAGUUUUAGCCUUUUAUUAGAUAUUUAUUUUUUGUCUCACAAUCGGAUCAUUCUUGGCGACGUAAUUUAUUGAUUAAAAAU